Molecule: messenger RNA, 183 nt
Organism: Penicillium crustosum
Lineage: Eukaryota; Fungi; Ascomycota; Eurotiomycetes; Eurotiales; Aspergillaceae
Exons: 2
Coding region: 1-183 (60 amino acids)
Source: RefSeq, a predicted model, not a curated record
AUGCGACGACGUGCGACCUGUUUCUGCUUUGUUCCUCCCCGAUUCCCAAGUUUUCGGACGGGCUGUUUCGCUGUUUUUGCCUUUUCCUUCUUCAUAUGCCAUAGGGGUCGAAAGGCGUCAUGGUAUUCUCAUACUGGGGUAUCAUUUUUGUACAAAUGUACUGUUGCACAGAGUCUAUUCUAA